Anopheles moucheti is the source of this 2073-nucleotide messenger RNA. It is a transcript of the gene Hs2st, whose product is annotated as heparin sulfate O-sulfotransferase. NCBI's taxonomy places the organism in Eukaryota, Metazoa, Arthropoda, Insecta, Diptera, Culicidae. Gene Ontology annotation, molecular function: heparan sulfate 2-sulfotransferase activity. Bases 196 to 1278 code for a protein of 360 amino acids. The record is from RefSeq and is a predicted model, not a curated record. Gene Ontology annotation, cellular component: membrane. The transcript is spliced from 4 exons.
CUGAAGAAAACACGUAGAAUGUUAAACAAGAUAGGAAUAAUGCUGCCCGCAAUUGUGCUUCUGUGUAAUUCCCAGUAGUCCUAAACAUCCUAAAACGCUUCGCCCAAUUCUACAUAACAUUAGUAAAGCUACCACCAGCAACGCAACAACGCCAAGCCAUCGAAGGAAUUAGAUCCUGCCAGGACAGGAACGGAAAUGAUAACAGCAAAAUACUUCUUUCUGCUUAUAUUGAUUACUGCGGGUUUUGCGUUCAUUCUACUGUAUCACUGGUUCUCGACAAAGGUUAUUCUUGCCGAUAAGCAGCUAACGAUUCAUCUUGCUGAAGGAAACAAUGAGCAACUGAUACACAGCAACAUCAAUCAUUGGCAAACGGCCACGGCAAAGGUGGACGACAGCACGACCUAUCGGAACUAUGAUGAACAAUUUGUGAUAAUUUACAACCGGGUGCCGAAGACUGGCAGCACCAGCUUCGUUAAUCUUACGUAUGAUCUAUGCAAGAAGAAUGCAUUCCACGUACUGCACAUUAACAUUACCGCCAACAUGCACGUACUGUCGUUGCCCAAUCAGGUCAAGUUUGUGCGCAACAUAACCGCUUGGGAUAGCAUGAAACCUGCCUUCUACCAUGGACACAUGGCUUUCUUAGACUUUUCAAAAUUCGGUAUGCCGUCGAAACCGCUGUACAUUAAUCUCAUCAGGCAGCCGCUCGAUCGGCUAGUAUCCUACUACUACUUCCUGCGCUACGGCGACGACUAUAGGCCCUAUCUCGUACGACAUCGAGCCGGUGAUACGAUGACGUUCGACGAGUGUGUCGCGCGGCAGAAGCCAGACUGUGAUCCCACAAACAUGUGGCUCCAGAUACCGUUCUUUUGCGGGCACCAUGCCGAAUGUUGGAACCCUGGUAGCAGCUGGGCUCUCGAACAGGCGAAGCGCAAUCUCGUCAACGAGUACUUCCUAGUCGGGCUGACCGAGGAGAUGGAUGAGUUUAUCGAACUGCUAGAACUGUCGCUUCCCCGCCUGUACAAAGGUGCGGUAUCACAUUUUCAAAAGUCGAACAAAUCGCACCUGCGCAAAACUAAAUCGAAGGUUGAGCCGGCGGAAGAAACGGUAGCCAAAAUUAAGGAAUCGGCCGUGUGGCAGAUGGAGAACGAGCUGUACGAGUUCGCGCGCGAUCAGUUCCAUUUCGUGCAGAAGAAGCUCCGCACGCCAGGCAGGAACGUGAUGCAGGAUUUCAUGUACGAGAAAAUUAAACCAAAUCCAAACGGCGCCGCCAAGAACUGAUAUAGGAACCGGGAUCCCCGCAAGGUGAAAUCUCCCAAACGGCGUCGGGAGAAGAUUUGAGCGGGACCCAUAAAGAAGCAAAUCGGGAUGAAUGCAUGCUUGUGAAACGGGUGGAUUUCCUGAAUGUGUGUGUGUGUGUAUGUGUGUGCGAGAGAUAGAGAGAAAGAGAGUAUGUGACCAAUGUGCGUAUGUUUGUUGUUCUUUAGGUGUACGUGAUUAGAUUAGCGCGAAAAAGACACGGAGAAGAGACAGAAUCUCAUGUACAAUCUCUACGCGGUUCGAGAUAGGCUAAAAACAUUGUUGAUUAAUUGUAAUUUUGUUUUCCUUAGUGGCAGCUUCACACAACGCUAAAGCUAAGCUUACCCAUCAUGUCUCUUUGCUCGCUCACACAAUAGAACUACGAACUGAUCGGUCGUCAAACUCACGAUGGGCUUAUAUAUUUCAAAUAGGCAUAAGGAUUAUUUUUACGUUAGUCAAUUCUCACACGCUUCAUCAGCAUUGUUUCUCUUCAUGCGAUCAUUUCGUUAAGUUUAUCGUACAACAAAUGCUCACCGCACCGCAAAAGACAACUUAACUCAUUCCUAUCGUACCGUAUCCAGUUUCCUACUAAACAAACCGUUCGGAUGAUUAGACGCGAUCUUCAAUCAUGCACGAGUAUAAAAAAGACGUAUUUGCGACAGUUUUGAUAGCGAAGUAAAACAGCUUACCUAUGUAAGGAUUAGGCAAUUAAUGAUAACAUAACCAAAACGCAAGACGCAUACAAUAACUAAAUGAAUAAAAGAAAUAUUUUUAUUA